CAUUCUUGGAGAGAAAAAAAUGGGGAGAGAGGUAUCAGAAAGCUGUAUCGAUAGCUUACUAACCGAAAUGGUUUCAACGUAUUGCAAUCGUUUCUAUGCCAACAAGCCUGAACUCGCUGCCCGUCGGAUCGAAGCCAUUGGAUAUCAGGUCGGCCACCAGCUAUCUGAACGGUAUACGAUGGAGAGGCCACGUUUUAGUGAUCAUUUAGAAGCAAUCAAGUUCAUCUGCAAGGAUUUUUGGUUUGAACUCUUCAAGAAGCAAAUAGACAACUUGAAGACAAAUCAUAGGGGCACUUUUGUAUUGCAAGAUAAUCGUUUUCGUUGGCUUACACGCAUGUCAAUUGAGCAAUCACCUGAAAAUGGAACAUCCGAGGAGCUUUCUAUCAUGGCUGACAACAAGGCUGUGCAAAGCAUGCAUCUGUAUUUUCCAUGCGGAAUCAUAAGGGGAGCUCUUUCAAACUUGGGAAUACCUUGUGCGGUUUCUGCCGAUAUGUCCAACCUUCCUGCAUGUUCAUUUGUGGUUCGGAUAAAGGCUUGACAAGCACGUUACGGGAGAUGCGUCACCAAUCAUCCGGGUUUCGAACAUGCUCUAAGUGCUAAUCUAAAGCAUGAUGAGAAGUAACAGAAUCCCAUUCAGAAUUAUCUGAAAUUCAGGUACAAGAAAUACUAUUUGAAGAAAUUUAUGGGAUAUUUCGGGUAUAAGAAAAACCUUUGUUGUUGAGUUC
This is a messenger RNA of Hibiscus syriacus, 725 nucleotides long. RefSeq names its product trafficking protein particle complex subunit 6b-like. The transcript has 4 exons. The coding region runs from base 20 to 538 and encodes 172 amino acids. Lineage: Eukaryota; Viridiplantae; Streptophyta; Magnoliopsida; Malvales; Malvaceae. Gene Ontology annotation, cellular component: cis-Golgi network; trans-Golgi network; TRAPP complex. Gene Ontology annotation, biological process: regulation of GTPase activity; endoplasmic reticulum to Golgi vesicle-mediated transport. The record is from RefSeq and is a predicted model, not a curated record.